UUGACAUUUCAUAUUUAAGCAAUUAUUUACAAACAAAGGCAACUAUACAAUAACAUUUGUUCAAAUUUUCUUUCGGCAUGUCUGCAUCUGUACAUAUGAUUUAUAUAUCCAAAGGAAACAAAUUGACGAUAUUAUGUAAACAUUUGAUUGUUUGGUGUCUUCAAAUAUUUUGAUCGAAGAUCAUGACAUCAUAAACGCAAGCAUUUCGAGUUUCCUGUGUCCCUCUCCCUUGUUAUUAUGUAUUCAUUCACCAUGGAACGAGCACGUCGCUUGCCAUUCGGUUGCGUUAACUUUAUAUUUUUCAUGCUAUUUAUAACAUGUUGCAACUCUUUAACACCACAGUGUAGGAAUGAAAAAGGAGAACCUGUUGAUUGGUUUUAUGUGUAUAAAUUACCACGAGAAAAAAAUCAUUUGAACCCACUUGUACGAAGAGGAGUUGCUUAUAUGCAUUUGACACCAUCAAAACUACGAGGAGGAUGGAUUAUGUCAGAUCUGUCUAUUAGUGACCCAAGAUCUAUGGUUGGAAGGACAUUAGCUCCAUUGUACCAGGAUAAAAAUAUUAUAUCACUCGUAUAUAAUGAUCAACCUCCAGCGACAGAACACCAACCUGAUUUGUUGCAGUCUGUUGCUGAAAUGUAUUCGAAAAAUAAAAAAGUACAAAUGAAACAGGCAGGAGUGAAAAAAUUUAAGAAGUUCAAGCUAGGUGAAAAAUAUUAUGACGAUUAUGAUUUAGCUGAAAUGUGUAAGAUGCAUUCGAAGUUUAUGAAAUCAAGAGUAGAGAAUGGCCAUACAAAAGGCGUCGUAUUGGGAGACAAAUUUACAGCUCUAUGGUUGGUGCAUUCUGUUCCGAGGUUUCCGCCUAUACCAGACAUGAACGGCUUGAACGUGAGUUCGUACAACUACCCAACUACUGGCAUGAAGUAUGGGCAGACGUUUCUCUGUGUGUCCGUACCGACGUCAACUCUCAACCAAAUUGGAACGCAAUUGAAAUACAACGAGCCUCUUAUAGUUUAUCAUCACAUACCUCAGGAAUUUGAUAGCGAAUUACCGAACUUGGUCGAUGUUAUACGAAAUAAAACCAUCGAUGCCGCUCCUUGGUAUCACAUUGAAAGUUUCGAGACGUUAGUUGGUCGGAAAUUCCUCUCGUUUGCAAAGAGCGCGAUGUUUAACGACGACUUAUACAGCGGUCUCGUGGCUGAAGUGUUGCAGUCAGACUUGCUUGUCGAAUCCUGGACUAACGGACCUGGGACUUUGGACUCGGAGUGUACGAGAAAUUUUCAAGUCCGCAACAUAGAACGGCUGAAGUUCCCGAUCGCCAAGAUGUCGUUCACGUCGCACAACGACCACUCCAAGUGGACGGUGGCGGUCGCGCACAAGAUGCACAACACGCAGGACACCAAGGUCGCCGACUACUGGGUCUGCGUCGGAGAUAUCAACAGAGCCUUACCCCAAGAAUCUCGUGGCGGUGGUACGGUGUGUACUUCGGGGCCAAUACUGUGGGGGAACUUCGCACAUCUCAUCGAAUCCGUUCAGACUUGCAAUUAGAUAUUUAAACGUAUUUUUUUAAAUCAAACAACAUUCCUGUGGAUCUGUGAUGUUUAGGUUAAGUCAUCAUGUCUAUAUAUCGUAAGAAUG
This is a messenger RNA of Vanessa tameamea, 1635 nucleotides long. It is a transcript of the gene DNaseII, whose product is annotated as deoxyribonuclease-2-alpha. Lineage: Eukaryota; Metazoa; Arthropoda; Insecta; Lepidoptera; Nymphalidae. Gene Ontology annotation, molecular function: deoxyribonuclease II activity. Gene Ontology annotation, biological process: apoptotic DNA fragmentation. The transcript has 8 exons. The coding region runs from base 238 to 1545 and encodes 435 amino acids. The record is from RefSeq and is a predicted model, not a curated record.